This is a messenger RNA of Helicoverpa zea (corn earworm), 1283 nucleotides long. Its product is annotated as pre-mRNA-splicing factor 38B-like. The coding region runs from base 188 to 1219 and encodes 343 amino acids. NCBI's taxonomy places the organism in Eukaryota, Metazoa, Arthropoda, Insecta, Lepidoptera, Noctuidae. The record is from RefSeq and is a predicted model, not a curated record. Gene Ontology annotation, cellular component: precatalytic spliceosome. The transcript is spliced from 7 exons.
CAUUCAUUCAUUCAAUGGCGGCCAUUGUGGUUUACUUUGUUUUGUCAAAUUGUGAAAAAAUUAAAUCUUAAUUUUUGUCUGUUUAUUGAUAAAACCUAGCUUCUUAUACUUCCCUUGUAUGAAGACGGUGCUAUUAGCGUUAUAAAUAUUUGUUUAUAUGAUAAGUAUAGUGUUAUAAGUAGUUAUAAUGUCUGAAGUUGAAGAGUUCAACCAGCAAAAGCCUGCAAAGACGGGCAAGCAACAUAACAUAUUACCAAUAUGGGGUAAUGAACAGACUAUGAACCUGAACCCACUAAUAUUAGCAAAUAUUCAGGGCUCUAGCUACUUCAAAGUGCACCUAUUCAAGCUGAAGACAUACCACGAGGUGGUUGACGAGAUCUACUACCAGGUGAAGCACCUGGAGCCCUGGGAGAGGGGCAGCCGCAAGACUGCCGGCCAGACGGGCAUGUGUGGCGGCGUACGCGGCGUAGGCGCGGGCGGUAUCGUGUCCACAGCAUUCUGCCUGUUGUACAAAUUGUACACAUUGCGUCUCACGCGCAAGCAGGUAAACGGCCUGCUGCAGCACUCCGACUCACCCUACAUCAGAGCACUCGGAUUCAUGUACAUCCGCUACACACAGCCCCCAGCAGACCUUUUCGACUGGUACGCAGACUACCUAGACGAUGAAGAGGAGGUAGACCCUCGCGCCGGGGGCGGAGGCUCCACCACCAUCGGUGCCCUGGUGAGACAGAUGCUCAUCAAACUGGACUGGUUCAGCACUCUCUUCCCCAGGAUACCAGUACCCAUCCAGAAGCAGAUUGAACAGAAGCUAGGGGAACACAACAGGCAGUCAGCAGCUAACAAGCCAGCUGCGAACUACCGCGGCGGCGGCGGCGGCGCCAGCAACGGCGGGAAUAGCGCGGGCGGGGGCGGAGGCAACGUGGGUCCCGCUCCCUACAACCCCGGCAGAAUGGACGCCGACCGGAGGGAGCACGAUGACCGAGACAGACGUGAUUAUGGCGACAAUGACAGGUACCCAAAAGACAGAACGAGACGUGACGACCGCGACAACAGGGACCGUGAUCGUGAUCGCGAUCGCGACAGAGACCGCGAUCGUGACCGUGGUGACCGCGAUCGAGACCGUCGCGAUCGGGACCGCCGCGAUCGCCACCGCGAGAAGUCCCGAUCACGCGAUCGACAGCGCCACCGGUCAAGAUCCAGAGAUCGCCGCUUCAGAUAAUGUUCAGCUUAACAUAGAUGGUUAUAAUUGUGUCUUUAUGAAUGAAUAAUAAUGAUGUUCUUGA